This is a messenger RNA of [Torrubiella] hemipterigena, 3470 nucleotides long. Lineage: Eukaryota; Fungi; Ascomycota; Sordariomycetes; Hypocreales; Clavicipitaceae. The record is from the annotation of a GenBank genome assembly.
AGGACACCAAUGCGGUUGGCUCCUUUGCUGGAGAGGGCGGCAGGGGCAAGCAGGUCCCUGCAAAAGCACCACACCAAUGCAGUGGAUGAGGCCCCCUCCGGCCCCAUAGCCCCCGCCCCGUUCUCCUACAGUGGACUCCAGUGCCUCGCACCCCACUGCAAAGCGAAGGAUGUUCGCCCAAUAGGUGUUCCAGGAUACAUCAACGUGGGCAGCCUCACUUUGGCGUUUAUCCUUGAUCGCUCGCUUCACUCGACUCGCUGCCUGCGGUAGCGUCUUCAGCUCCACGGCGGGGUCUCAUGCGUUCCGCCCACCCCAGGUAAGCCUCCAUUGGCUGCGGCAGGGCACUUUCUACAGCACCACACCCAUUUUCAUGGGCCAAACAAGUGGCGUCGUCCCUCAGUUUCUCAUUCUGGCCCGAAGAUGGACGCUAAGAAGGCUGGCUGCUGAAGGCUGGCUGCAUAGGAUCCGGGAGUCGCUAUUGAAACAAAAUGGCGUCGGUCGCCUGUUGGCUGCGUGAGCAAAAAAACAAAGGAUCAUUCGCAUCCCGUCAUCCCGCACAGCGUCAUCCUCAUUACCGCUUUCUUUUUGUAGCGCCAACUCUCCUAUCGUACCAUUGUUUCCUAUCUUUUAGACUCGCUCCAUAACGCCGAUCGAACGGAAGUAACCUUACUUAUCCGUUUAUGGUAACUUUGCAGCGUGACCAGCCUGCCUCGACGCUGUUCACUCCCAGUGGGCGUCACGCGGGGCUUCAUCGACUUGCAACAACAUCUUCCCUUAUUCGGAACGUCCCAGAGAACAAUCUUGCAGUCAGCAUGGACGAGGUUUCGGAUUUGGUCGUGACACCGUUCCGCGACAUUGUUGAAAAGGCCAACGCCGCCGUUGGCAAUGCUGGCGACAAUGCUGCCAUGCUCAAGGCCGCGCAGGCCCUCCUCAAAGAGGGUGAGCGCGCGCUCAAGCGUAUCGAGCCUCAGUGCAAGAAGAUGCUUGACGAAUACGGCGCCAACUUUCACAACGCUCUUAAGGAUAAUAAUGAAAUCGCCAACUUUCGCACGGAACUCACCGAUCUCCUCUGGGAAUUUGACGAUUAUAUCGAGGAGUCCUCAUUUGAUGCCGAAAAGUUUACCGAAGUGCAAAUGGUGUCAAGACGAGCCGCUCCUAAAAUCUUUGACAUAUUGAUGAGAAUGAAGCUUGAGGUCCCCGAGAGCAAGCAGCGACAAUUUCCCAGCGUGAUCGGACAACUGUCUCCGCCCUCCUCCCCGUUACCUGGAUCUGUAUACCCGUUCCCAGGAGGCACCUCGCCAAAUGUUCUUAGUACCGGCACUCGCAGCUCGACAUCUAGCGCGCAGCUAAACACAGCCCGUCAGGAACAGCUCCAUCAAAUCGAGGUUGCCAAUGUACAGCUUACGAGCAUCCGAGAUAGACAAAACAGCCAGGAAGACGCCCUGGAUCCCAACCAAAUGCCGGCCUUGGCGAUGAAACCGCCACCAAUGAUGCCCCCUCCCCCUCCACCGACGAGCAACCCUUGGGACCGCAGAGUGGCCUCUAUACCCGAGGAAGAUAUUGAUAUUGGAUCCUUGAACCUGGAUAGAAGAGCUCCCGUUGCGCCGCAGCGGCGCUCAUCCCCAGCCCAACAGUUAGGAAGCCCUGGAACCCGACAGCCUACCUCCCCGUUGCAGACAUCCCCCGCAUCAGGAUUAAACCGAGGAAUGCGAGGCUCCCCCCACAGCCCGGACGAUAGUAGAUGGCCAUUUCCAAGACCCCAAUCCUCUGGAAUACCGGACGAACGAACUCCACGGUCCCCAUCUUCGUCUCUUCAGGGCCGGCCGUCUGGGAACUGGAUCGACGGCCAGGGCUUCCAGCCCCCGAGACCUCGCCUUGAUAGCAAUCCUUACCCCCCCGAAAUCAACUACAACAACGCAGAGUAUACGCAUACGUCACCUCAAGUCAAUGAGGUGCUUGCGUAUGAGGAAGGCGAUGAUGAGGAGCAGGCUUAUGACCAGCGAAGACUCUCUGCGGAGAGCUUGCUGGUUGAUCCUACGCUGCGUAUGCAGAAGCCCUCUAGCAACCCUCCCAUCAUGCCCUCCCAGCCGAUCGAUACUGGGUUGAUUUUAGUGGAACGAGAUCCAGUUCCAGUUAGAACAAACAGAAUUUCCAAAAGCUGUCUAAUUGGAACUGGAAGCUCUUUUUACUUGUCAAAGGGAUUCUGCGAAGGGGCCAAGGAAGUUGUCAGGGGAGGCAUCGGGGUCAAGAAGACGAAGAAACCAGUAGGAUUCUCCGCCACUGCCACCGUCGCAAGAUGCUCGAGCUGCUUGUUUGAGCUCAACUUUGGAGAUCUCGAAAAUGAUAUCAACAGACUAGACAAGGGUAACCUCAGCCAGCAAGGCCUCCGAUACAGACUACGAUUCUUACAAAAGUGCCAUGUCGCAACGAGACGAUCCGACGAUAGCUUAUUCGCCUGCCCUUUCUGCGUUGAACAGGGCCACACCUUGGACGAAGGUGACGCGACCGUCUUCUUCAGCGUCCCAGCACUAUUCAGACAUAUUUCACGGCAUGCUCGCCCACUACCCAAAGUCACCGGCUUCUCAGUGGUAGAGUUACAGGAUAUCCCGGGUCAUUUAACCAACGAUUACGAUCUGCAUCUACCGUUGCCUGCCGUGUCGCAUCCUGCCCUCGACAAUGCCGACUACUCUCUGUCUUUGCCAUCAGGCAUAGCCAAAGAUCACGUUCGCAGAACUGUCGGUCUGAGGCUCUUGCCUGAUCGAACCCCAGCGCUUGAAAUGGUUCAGGGAGGAAGGGUGGCCCGCCUAUCAUUUCCCAGCAAGUAUGGAGGAGAGUGGUGCAUGGGGUGGCACGAUGGUAUGCAUGCAUCCAUCCCGUUCGACUGUUUACGUUUAGAGCUGCCACCAGAGGAUCAAAUCCGAAUUGGAACACCCAGCAACAUCCAAGCCAAGGCACGCUGGGCUUUUACGUAUAAAGACAAAGAGAGCAAGGUCAAGUGGUUACGAUUCAAGAAGGAUGAGAUGAUUACGAACAUUACUUGGUCGUAUCCAGAGCACUGGUGCUGGUCAGGAACGAAUUCCAAGGGAGAAAGUGGCAUAUUUGUGCAGAUGUUUAUCGAUUCCAACACUGUACAGGAAUUGACCAACGUGGGUGCAAACCGAGCCAGCAGUCUUUCCAACGAGCGAAACAAGUCGUCAUCGAUCCUCCCGCGCUUCUCGAUCCGCAAAACACAAGGACCACCAAGCAUUGCAGGAUCUAUGUCGAGUCAGGAAACAAACGGCAAGACGAGCAUUUCUGGUUUAUAUUUCGGCAAACGUCCAGAAUCUAGAGACGUAUAGAUACAAGCUAGCGGAAACGCACAACCCUGCCCUCCGUACGUUAAUUUUCGUAGCGCGGCGUGUAUUCAUAUAAUUUAUCCGAUAUAUUUGAAGCUAUAUGCAUAUAAUAAAUAAAUGUAUGACGACUAACAC